This is a messenger RNA of Somion occarium, 1528 nucleotides long. The record is from the annotation of a GenBank genome assembly. NCBI's taxonomy places the organism in Eukaryota, Fungi, Basidiomycota, Agaricomycetes, Polyporales, Cerrenaceae.
CCUUUUUUCUCCAAGUUCCUCUACCAUGUUGCGCUAUACUCUACCUACAGUUCGGAUGCAUACCGCUGGAUUCCUUUUACCUGCCCCUAUCGACAUUCGACUGCUCUGGUCUUCCUAUUACGCUGUUCUUCCAACUACAACAUUGGACAUCUCUCCGCUUUUAACGUCGAAGCAACCGAUCCAAGUACCUUGUGAAUGAUCAACAAGAAACAUGAUCAUGGGAUAUGUGAUGUAGAUGAAGUUGCAUACAGAUUGGUCCUUAUGUGUAUGUGCACACGCUCAACCUUUAGUCUAACCCUUUUGCCACUCUUCAACGACUCUGCCUGUCAAUUUAUUGUAUUGUCACUUGAAUUUACUUCACAUUGCUUUUCACACCUCCCUUUUCACGGAAGCGCUUUUAGCCUAUCUCUGACACUUCAACCUUUAUUGAGCUUCAUUCCUGAAUUAUUGUUGUGGUUUUGCGAUCCUUGGAAAGCCCGUCACAUGGAUUCCGCGUGACCUUGCGAUCGCGUCCCAUUAAGAGCGCGUCUGCGCGCGCUAGUCACGUCUUUCUCAAUAUUCAGUACUGACUACUCAACCUCAUUCUGCCGAGUUCUACUUUCUCCCUGUUCCAUAUCAUUGUUCACCAUGUCUGGAUCAUUUUACGCGGACUAUUCUCGCUACAGUGGGAUGAACGUUAAUAAUCCUAACUAUAUUCAAACACCUGCUUUCGGAAUGUAUUAUGCGACUACGGCCGAUAAUGGAGCUCCUCAGCACUACGCUCAUCAUAUUCCACCCGCAGUUCAAGACCCUCCUGCUGUGCAAUCUCCUAAAGAGCCAAUUCUUACUCAAGUCAGCGUGGAUGUGCAUGAAUGUCAGUAUCCUACCGCUACUGGCCCUUGUCGCUUUUCGUUCGGUACCAAGGGGAUUACUCAACUAUCCGCUCACCUCCGUCAAGCACAUUACAUCAAUAUCAAAAGUGAAGCAAAAAUUGAAGGCGAACUGGAUACUCGAAGUAAAGCGAAGAUCCCCUGCCUAUGGUCUACGCAGGGCGGGCCCUGCGGCGAAACGUUCACCGUGGUGAAGUCUGUAGCAAGUCACAUAAUAACUCAGCACAUCCACAAAACAACGGGAGCGAGCUGGAUGUGGAAAUGCCCUAUUUGCGAAGAUUGUUCAAGCAGCACCGAAUCGCUUUGCAAGCAGCAUAUGAGACGAAUCCACUCAAUUAACUUCACCCGCUAAGUAACAAGACGAGCAAGCUUCGUUGAGCUCCCGCCAUCGGGCCCAUUGCUUUACUGUUACGGCCAUUGAUGUUACAUUAUCUACCCAUGUCUCUUAACGUUCGCUCACACUUAUCCUGUACUCAUUAGUACAUACUGGACUACUUCAAGUUAUCAUCCGUCUAUUGUCAUGUUGCUUCCGUACUCAUGUACUUACCUCUCAUGCUCUCUCUUCUCCGAGUUUUGUUCGAAUAGGUUAUCAUUAUUACCCCCAAACUGCGCAGAGUCAUGCAGUCCUUCCUAAAAUCCGAGUCUCCUAUAAGCUGUUC